Messenger RNA from Lonchura striata (white-rumped munia), 1628 nucleotides. RefSeq names its product alcohol dehydrogenase 1. Gene Ontology annotation, biological process: retinoic acid metabolic process; retinol metabolic process. Lineage: Eukaryota; Metazoa; Chordata; Aves; Passeriformes; Estrildidae. Gene Ontology annotation, cellular component: cytosol. Gene Ontology annotation, molecular function: all-trans-retinol dehydrogenase (NAD+) activity; zinc ion binding. The record is from RefSeq and is a predicted model, not a curated record.
CACAGUCAUACCAUCAGUGUGUUUCUUAAGCAGCUUGCACAAUCCCAUGUUUUAAUGGGUGAGCUGGGCUCUUACAAGUGUCAGCAAAGUUCAUCAGCAAAGCUUUCAUGUUCUCACUGUGUCCCUGCUGCUGUGAAUUCAAGAGCCACUCUCUGCAUUUCUCUUUGCACCUACAGUGCCUCUGAGAGUACUGGGUUUGGAGAUGAGCUUCCAGGGGGGUGGAAAAAGGGAAAUAGCUUCCAGCCAGGGCUGUUGCUUUUGGGCAACCACGAGUGGGCUGCAAAAAAUGGUAGGGAAGAGCAUGACAAAGGAGUCAGUGAAGAUGGAGGCACUGAAAGAGUGAGGUUUCAUCAGGUUAUUAAAUGCAAGGCAGCAGUGCUGUGGGAAGCCAAUAAACCAUUCAGUAUUGAGGAAGUGGAAGUUGCCCCACCAAAAGAACAUGAAGUUCGCGUAAAGAUCAUGGCCACUGGGAUCUGCCGCUCCGAUGACCAUGUGAUAACUGGUGCACUGGUUAUGCCUUUUCCAAUAAUUCUUGGACAUGAAGCAGCUGGUGUUGUGGAGAGUGUUGGGCAGGGAGUGACUUCAGUCAAGCCAGGAGACAAGGUUAUUCCACUCUUUGUUCCACAAUGUGGGGAGUGCAAGAGCUGCUUAAACACCAAGGGUAACCUGUGCAGUAAAACUGACCUUGCUACAGGUGCUGGAUUAAUGCCUGAUGGCACCACCAGAUUCACCUGUAAAGGAAAAGCAAUUUACCAUUUUAUUGGUACAAGUACCUUCACUGAAUACACAGUACUGCAUGAAUCUGCUGUAGCUAAAAUCGAUUCUGCUGCUCCUCUGGAAAAAGUUUGUCUAAUUGGCUGUGGAUUUUCAACUGGUUACGGGGCUGCUCUUCAGACUGCCAAGGUGGAACCAGGCUCCACCUGUGCGGUCUUCGGCCUCGGAGGAGUCGGCCUCUCUGUUAUCAUGGGCUGCAAGGCAGCUGGAGCUGCCCGCAUCAUUGCCGUGGACAUCAACAGUGACAAGUUUGCCAAGGCCAAGGAGCUGGGAGCCACUGACUGCGUCAACCCUAAAGAUUUCAACAAGCCCAUCCACCAAGUGCUGAUGGACAUGACCGGCGAGGGUGUGGACUACUCCUUCGAGGUCAUCGGCCGUACGGAUACCAUGACUGCAGCCUUGGCCUGUUGUCAGUGUAACUACGGAGUCAGUGUGAUUGUGGGAGUGCCCCCUGCAGCACAAAAUAUCACCUUUGAUCCCAUGCUCCUCUUCACUGGUCGCAGCUGGAAAGGCUCCGUCUUUGGAGGCUGGAAGAGUAAAGAUGCAGUUCCCAAACUGGUUGCUGACUAUAUGAAGAAAAAGUUUGUUCUGGACCCAUUAAUAACCCACACACUAACUUUGGCAAAGAUCAAUGAAGGAUUUGAUCUUCUAAGGACAGGAAAGAGCAUCCGCAGUGUCCUGACAUUUUAGGAUUCCCAGACAUUAACCUGCAGAUGGCUCAGCACCAGUACUAACUUCACCAUCCACCAAUACAACUUACAUGAUGCACAAAUCAAGAUUUGUAAGAUUUUGUAAGAUUUUCCUGAAAGAUCUACCACUACCCUUGAAUAAAAGAAUCAAACUAAAACCCCACA